Messenger RNA from Oncorhynchus nerka (sockeye salmon), 3022 nucleotides. RefSeq names its product sine oculis-binding protein homolog. Lineage: Eukaryota; Metazoa; Chordata; Actinopteri; Salmoniformes; Salmonidae. Gene Ontology annotation, cellular component: nucleus. The record is from RefSeq and is a predicted model, not a curated record. Gene Ontology annotation, biological process: animal organ development.
GAGAGAGGGGAUUGUUCGUUGGCGGCGGUACCACGGCAGCAGCAGGCCACAGUGCCCAACACGCAUGUUCAGUGGAGAGUCAAUGGAAGGAGCCCUCAGAUGACGGACGCAAACGUCUGGGCAUGACAGCCGCUGUCACCGAGAGUGACAGCUUUCGCUCUCUGACGCCGCACCUCGACUAGACCCGAGUGAAGCCCGCCAAAGAAGUGACACGGAGCAAAUCAGAACUAUGCCAGAGAUGGAAAAAGGGAGACCACCGGAAAAUAAACGCAGCAGGAAACCUGCGCACCCCGUCAAGAGAGAGAUCAACCAAGAGAUGAAGACGUUUGCAGAGAGCACCAUGAAUGAGCUCCUAGGCUGGUACGGCUAUGACAAGGUGGAGCUCAGGGACAACGAGGCAACCGAGAUACGGAACUACCCCAACCGAGAGAGACGCCAGCAGCAUGUCUCCGUCCUUAAAGAAAACUCAGUGCCGAAGCCCAAGAGCUUGAACAGCAAAGUCAGCCCCUCUGCACUGGCCAUGAGGAGUGGAGAGAGAGAAUCAUCCAGCGUCCCCUCUUCCACUUCCUCUUCCUUCCCCAGCUCCUCCUCUUUGACCAGCCCUAAGGAGCAUAAGAGCGCUCCCGUAAUUGUCCCCCUUAUAAAGCCAUCUGCAGUGGAAGACGUGCAGAAUGUGCAGAUAGUGUGUGUGUGGUGUCAGAAGGAGGGGGUGAAGCGCUACUCUCUCUGUAUGGGCACCGAGCUGAAGAGCUUCUGUAGUGAGAAGUGCUUCGCCGCCUGCCGACGGGCCUACUUCAAACGCAACAAGGCCCGGGAUGAAGAUCUCAAUGGAGGUGAGCAAUCCCCCCAACACACCCAUGCCGAUGACUCACCCCGACUGGUGAUGAAGAUGAACAGCAGUGGGGCCAGAUCACUCUCGCCUGUACCUCAGGUGUGCGACUGGUGCAAACACGUCCGCCACACCAAAGAGUACCUGGACUUCGGCGCAGGCGCAGAACGGCUCCAGUUCUGCAGUAGUAAGUGCUUGAACCAGUACAAAAUGGACGUGUUCUACAGAGAGGCCAGGGCAGCUCUCAUCAGCUCCAGCCCAGGCCUAGGAAGACCCACUCAGGAUGGGAGAACUGAGUCCAACGGAGGGGGUCAGAACCAGAAACUCCUGACCCCCGAAUCGUGGAACAAUGGCGCGGGGGUCGUUCGGGGGAGGACCAGGUCACCCAAAGGGUCCAUGCCAAGGACUGUGUCACCAUCUGAGGCGUCGUCCUCGUCCUCCAAGGCCCCCGUCUCUGGGCUGAGACACCUGGAGAGGCAUGUCCUGCCACCGUUGCCACCCCCAGAGGUGGCAAACCACCACUCCGUCCCCCCUCCUCCUCCUCGCCCCUCCAUGGAGCACCACCAACACCACCAAGCAAUUCCUCAGAUCCCGCUGCCCUUCAUCCGGCCCCCCCUCCACGCCCAAGGCCUGACGAGCCCCAUCGCCAAUCCCCACAGGUGCCACCGGCCCCCUUCCAGCCCCAUCAACCGGUCCACCCCUCACUCCCCCCACCACCCCCACCUCCAGCCCCCGACCUCCUCCAUGAACCCACCUAGAAUGCACCCAUACCCGGCCUACUUCCCUGGCCUGCACUCCCCAAUGAUGGGGCCCCGUGGCCCUGUGCCCAUGCCCUCUAUGAUGAACUUCGGGAGAUGGCCGUCCCUAGGCCCCUUCUUCCCUCAGCCCAUGGUCCUGGUUCCCUACCCCAUUAUUGUACCCAUCCCCGUCCCCAUCCCCAUUCCUAUCCCCAUACCCAUGCCCCCUAAGGCUUCCCCCUCAGACCCCCUAGGGAUCUCCCCCAGUGGGGUUAUCCAGCCAGUGCCAGAUGGGAUGGAGAGGAGGUGCUCCAGUGGUGUCAAACUGCCCUCUCCCGGGAGCUCUGUGCUAAGCAGAUUAAGUAGAACCACCAACCAGGGUCUCCCAACGCCCUCCGACCACCCCAAAAGGGAUAUCACAGAUUGGGUUAAAUCUGAGAGGCAGGCUCCGUCGCCCAUGUCGACCCCCCACAGUGCAGCGUCCUCCCCCAGGGCUUGCUACGAUGCUUCCCCUUCUUCCACCUCAGUGAUUGAGGCACUGUUAGACUUUAAGCUGGGCCAGCAGCAGCAGCCAGAGAGACAGCUCAUUCAUAGAGUGCUCCAGAGGACCCCAGUCAAGCUGGAGCUCAACCCCCAUGGAAUGGUGGACCUGUCGGGUAAACGGGAGUCCAGAGCGGGGCUAAGCACCAGGGUAUUGGAUACCAGAGUGGACCACCACAACCACCACCAUGACAUUAUCAAACCCACCCCUCCACCAUCCCAGUCCCCCCUUCACCUUCACGACAUUUCCUUACCCCAGAGCCCAAACACACAACUCCCCUCGCACACUCCACCAAUGACCAGAGGGGGAUGCCACAGCCCUCCCUGUGAUGCCGCCACCUCCUCCCCCCCGAUGUCCCCAGACAUCCCUAACCGAACGACUACGUCAUCAUCCCCCGACCCUGCUCCCAGCCCAGACUCCUCCCAGUCCCAGAGAGAGGCCCCGCUCCUUGGCCCUGACUCUGUCCUCAGCGAGCUGGAGGCAGUCAAAGAGAACAGCUGCUCCAAUGGCCAGGUCCAGGGGAGGGACCAGGGCCAGUUCCCUCCCCUCCCCACUAGCCAAUCAGAGGAGCCCUCGCCCAGUGGCGACCCUAAGGACCCCCACAUCCUCGAUGAGGACCACGCCUAUGCCCUGCCCACCCCCACCCCUACCCCUACCAGGACGGGCAGUUUCCCAGCCACCACCCACAACACACUCCUUCUGCCCAAGCUCAGGGACAAGAGCGCCCUCUGGAGCCCACCAAGUGUGGCUGGACCUGGGGACAUGGAGCCUGCUCAGAAGAGACGGUGCCUCCGCAUCCGAGAUCAGAACAAGUAGAAGAGUAGGAGCGGUACCAGAUCCAGUGCCCUGCCCUCUUAUGGACAUCACAGUCAGCCACCAGGGAGAUUGGCCCUGCCCUUCUUCUGACCACGAGGU